Molecule: messenger RNA, 1374 nt
Organism: Eurytemora carolleeae
Lineage: Eukaryota; Metazoa; Arthropoda; Copepoda; Calanoida; Temoridae
Exons: 7
Coding region: 29-682 (217 amino acids)
Source: RefSeq, a predicted model, not a curated record
AUUCUCCUAAUUAAUUUUCAGAUUAAUCAUGAAAUUUCUAGUUUUGGUCCUUAGUUUGGAGGCUCUAGGUGUGCUGGGUAUAUUGAGGGGGAGACGGCAGACGGAGAGAAGUAUUCUCCGACAGAGGAGGAAUAUUUGCAAUGUCGGAGAACUUUUUCAGACCAACUUUGAUGGUGACGCGUUAAAUAUUGAUGUGGCGAAGAGCUUCAUAGAUUACUACGCGAACAUGGGAGGGUUUGCUGGCAUUCCUAAAAUGUGUUCAGAUGAUGGAAGUGAUCUGCAGGAGAGGGAAAACCUUAUCUAUGUCAUUAACAGCAAGAAUUCAAGAAGACGACGCAGAGAGACAUCUAGCCAUACCAAAGAAAACUUGACUCAGAAGGAAGGAAACGUUCUUCGGAAAAGAGUUGCGAAUUCUGAUGAUUUUCCUCAAACUCAAAUUUCAGAAACUUUAAGGAAUAUUGAGAGGUUGGCAGUAAAGGGAGAUGAAAUUGAAGCUAAGAUUACUGCAGCUGCUGCAGUACUAGGGAACCCAGAGAUUCAAAAUGACACAGAACAAUUUCUUAUUUACCGGCAACGAAUGAAGUCUUUACUUAGAGCUAAGAUUGAAUUUUUAAUCCAGGAACAUACGGAAACGAUGAAAGAGUACAGAAAGUUUGAAAUCCCGCAACAGUUCCAUAGAUAGUUGUCUGCUGAUUCGAAGCUAUCACUUGCUAUAGUUCCAUAAAUAGUUGUUCCAUAAUCCGAAGCUAGCAUAGCAUGUUCCAUAGAUACUUGUUCCCUGUUUCAAACCUAUCUAUACUAUAACUAGUUUCAUAGAUGAUUCUUUUCUGAUUUGAAGCUAUCUCUAUAGCUAGUUCCAUAGACACUUUUCUCCUGAUUCAAAGCUAUCUAUAGCUAUUUCUAAUAGUUGUUGCCUGAUAUCUAUACUAUAACUAGUUUCAUAAGUACUCGUUCCCUGAUUUGAAGCUAUCUAUAUAGCUUGUUCCAUAGAUACUUAUUUCUUGAUUCGAAGCUAUCUCUAUAGCUAGUUCCAUAGACACUUUUUUCCUGAUUCAAAGCUAUCUAUAGCUAUUUCUAAUAGUUCUUGCCUGAUAUCUAUACUAUAACUAGUUUCAUAACUACUCAUUCCCUGAUUUGAAGCUGUCUAUUUACUUGAUCUAACUAGUUCCAACUUCCAUAAAUACUUGAUCCCUGAUUUGAAGCUAUCUAAUCCUGUUCCAUAAAUUUUCGUUCCGAUUCGAAGCUAUCUAAUCCUAGCUAGUUCCAUAAAUACUCCUUCGCUGAUUUGAAGUUUCCUGUGAAAAAAAUGUUUCAAUAUUUUCUAAUAUUUUCUAGAAUGAAACGAUGUAAUUAUUAAUAAAUCGACAUAAUAUU